Aplosporella prunicola CBS 121167 is the source of this 447-nucleotide messenger RNA. RefSeq lists its product as uncharacterized. The coding region runs from base 1 to 447 and encodes 148 amino acids. NCBI's taxonomy places the organism in Eukaryota, Fungi, Ascomycota, Dothideomycetes, Botryosphaeriales, Aplosporellaceae. The record is from RefSeq and is a predicted model, not a curated record. Gene Ontology annotation, molecular function: single-stranded DNA binding. Gene Ontology annotation, biological process: DNA replication. The transcript is spliced from 3 exons.
AUGCGCCAACGUAUCCUUCCUACCUUCUCCCGCCGCGCCUUUUCCACCACCCCACGCGCGUCGCUGGCUCGUAUGAGCAUCAUUGGCCGCCUCGCCGCCGAACCUGAGGCCGUUCAGGCCAGCACUGGUCGCGAGAUGGUGCGCUACGCUCUGGGCACCAGCUACGGCCGCGGAGACAACAAGAGCGUCAGCUGGUUCUCCAUUACCUCCUUCGACGAGGGCCCGAGGAGGGACUACCUGCUCGGUCUUCCCAAGGGCACCUUGAUGCACGUCGACGCUGAGGCGCGGAUGUCUACUUACGAGAACGCCGAGGGCAUCAAGCAGUCGCGCUUGAAUCUUACGCAGAGGAACAUCGAAGUCUUGAGCAGGCCUUACCGCCCGGAAAAUCAGGAGGGCUACGAGACCAGUGCGGCCGAGGAGCCGUCGAGCGGCAUUGGCCACUCGUGA